Messenger RNA from Carya illinoinensis, 1437 nucleotides. Its product is annotated as 14-3-3-like protein GF14 iota. Gene Ontology annotation, biological process: signal transduction. Gene Ontology annotation, cellular component: cytoplasm. Bases 414 to 1118 code for a protein of 234 amino acids. The transcript has 7 exons. The record is from RefSeq and is a predicted model, not a curated record. NCBI's taxonomy places the organism in Eukaryota, Viridiplantae, Streptophyta, Magnoliopsida, Fagales, Juglandaceae.
AAAAUCUCACGAGUCGCGCGCUUCCUCUUUCGAAAUCCCUAGACUCCUGCUCAUCCGCCCAGCUAACGGUCCGGAUCUGGUCUUCAUACCCCAAAACUUGCUCGAUCUUUAACAUCUACCUUUACAUCCUCAUUAUAUAACCCCCCUCCCCCUCGCAUUCGGAGUUUCUCAUUUUGUUAUUCUCUCUUGACUCUCAUUUUCCCUGAGCCGAAACCCCCGCUGCUUCUCGCUUUCUGCUUUCUUUGCUGUCAUCUCGCUUUGAUCUCUCUCCGAGAAGAGCAAAAAUGUCUACGGAAAAGGAGAGAGAGACCCAGGUUUACUUGGCCAAGCUCGCCGAACAGGCCGAGCGUUAUGAAGUUACAUUACAGGAGUGAUCUCUAUCUGAAAUUUCAUAUUUGGAUGAUGGCACAGAAAUGGUCGAGUGUAUGAAAAUGGUUGCAAAACUUGAUCUUGAGCUGACUGUGGAGGAAAGGAAUCUCCUAUCUGUGGGAUACAAAAAUGUCAUUGGUGCUCGCCGAGCUUCUUGGCGCAUUAUGUCAUCCAUCGAGCAAAAGGAGGAGUCCAAGGGAAACGAGCACAACGUUAAACUUAUUAAGGGUUACCGCCAGAAGGUUGAGGAGGAGCUCUGCAAGAUUUGCAGCGACAUUCUUGCUAUCAUUGACAAGCACCUGAUUCCCUCUUCCACUUCUGGAGAAGCCACGGUUUUUUACUACAAAAUGAAAGGUGACUAUUAUCGCUAUCUUGCCGAGUUCAAGACUGACCAGGAAAGAAAAGAGGCGGCUGAAGAGUCGUUGAAGGGAUACGAGGCUGCUUCAGCCACUGCAAACACCGAUCUUCCAUCAACCCAUCCAAUUCGUCUUGGUCUAGCUCUCAAUUUCUCUGUCUUCUACUAUGAGAUAAUGAAUUCUCCUGAGAGGGCCUGCCAUUUGGCUAAGCAAGCUUUUGAUGAGGCAAUUGCAGAGCUGGACACCUUGAGUGAGGAAUCAUACAAGGACAGUACCCUAAUCAUGCAGUUGUUGAGAGACAACCUCACUCUUUGGACCUCUGAUUUGCCUGAAGAUGGAGGUGAAGACAACCUCAAAGGCGAAGAGUCCAAACCUACUGAAGCUGAGCAUUGACGGGGGAUGGCAGCCGGCAGGCACCUGAGAGAGAGAGAGAGAGAGAGAGAGAGAGAGAGCCCCUGUGCACGUAGCAGCUGCAUAAUAUAUCAUUCUACUUCGUAAGGGUGGCUGGCGUCUUUGGUUUUCUCGCAAGAGGAUUGGACUAUGCAAUUUGGACAUAUUAUUAAUUUUGUUGAUCUUUUUGGCCACAAUCAAAGCCAUAAAGAUCAAUCACUUCUCUGACUUUUUAAUUUUUCAAUUAUUUUUCUUUUUCAUUUUUUUCCUCUUAUUUUGGCUUUUCAUCGAGGCGUGUUAUUUAAGCGAUGGAUAUUUUUUA